Dicentrarchus labrax (European seabass) is the source of this 6651-nucleotide messenger RNA. RefSeq names its product phosphatidylinositol 3-kinase regulatory subunit alpha. The record is from RefSeq and is a predicted model, not a curated record. The transcript has 17 exons. Gene Ontology annotation, cellular component: phosphatidylinositol 3-kinase complex. Bases 496 to 2649 code for a protein of 717 amino acids. Gene Ontology annotation, molecular function: 1-phosphatidylinositol-3-kinase regulator activity; protein binding. Gene Ontology annotation, biological process: insulin receptor signaling pathway; phosphatidylinositol phosphate biosynthetic process. NCBI's taxonomy places the organism in Eukaryota, Metazoa, Chordata, Actinopteri, Moronidae.
UCUAAUUGACUCUAACUUGACGUCACUGUUAGCAGCUAACAUUCAGACGGCAGAAACACGAGUGUCUUCAUCUUGGAAAUAAUCGAUAAAAAAGCGGAUUAUAUCAGUUCUGAAAUACAUCUGGUCGUCGUGUCUGCUCGCUGCUCCAUAAUGGCGUCCGCUGUUUGCUCUGCUGGAGGUUUUAACCGGUGAAAAACUUAAAAAAAGGUCGCUACCUCCACAGAUGUGGCCUCUACCUCUGCUGAGACUCCUGUUCAUGAACGGCGAGGAUGCUCUGAUCGAGUGGCUGUGGCUCGGCCUGGAGGGAUGACAGGACUUUAGCAGACAUGGAGACAGGGGAGACACACAGACAGCUGGAGACGCCGCAUUUACUCAGUCUACAUUCUCCACAUUAGAUCCACUCAGGAUAACAGAAACUCCUAUUUUUAUAUAUUUUUUAUUGAGAGCUGCUUUUCUUAGUUAUUGUGAAGCCAUAUUCAGUCGCCAGACGUCACGAUGAGCUCCGAGGGCUUUCAGUACCGAGCGCUGUACGACUACAAGAAGGAGAGGGAGGAGGACAUCGACCUGCACGUUGGAGACAUGCUGCUGGUCACUAAAGGGGCGCUGCUGGCGCUCGGCUGCAGCAACGGAGCCGAAGAACGACCCUCAGAGAUCGGCUGGCUGCCGGGCUUCAAUGAGACCACGCAGGAAAAGGGCGACUUCCCGGGGACGUAUGUGGAGUUUAUUGGCAGAAAGAGGAUGUCACCUCCCACUCCGAAGCCCCGCCCACCCAGACCGCCGUCUGCAGCAUCAGUGAGGACCGACUCCGAGUCUGAGGGCUUCAUGUUGCCAGACCUCCCGGAUCAGUUUGGACCCCCGGACUCAGCCCCUCCCCUCCUCAGCAGACUGAUGGAGGCCAUAGAGACCAAAGGUUUGGACAGUCCCGGUGUGUAUCGCAGUCUGAGUGGAGCAGGUCUCGAUACCCGGCAGCUGGCCGACACCGACCUGGAGCAGCUGGAGGUGUCGCCGCUGUGUGACGGGGUGGUCCGGUACCUGCAGGAUCUGCCCGGUCCCGUCCUGCCCUCCUCGCUGCAGGCAGACAUGAUUCACGCGGUGCAAGAGGUCCGCGACCUGGAGGACUGCGCCCAGGUGCUGCGGGGGAUAGCCAGCUCGCCGACCUGCCCGGCCCAGUACGGCCUGACCCUGCUCAGCGUGGUCCGACACCUGGCCCGGCUCUGUCUGCACGGCUCCAGAAACCAGCUGAGCCCCCGGAACCUGGCAGAGAGCUUCAGCCCGCUGCUGUUCAGACAGACUGCAGGGCCCGAGUCCAGUCUGGAUCCUCUGGUCCAGGUCCUGGAGGUUCUGAUAACCAGUGAGCUCAACAUGAACCAGGCUGCACCAGCGUUGCCUCCUAAACCGGUCAAGUCUUCGACUCCAGCAGCUCCCAGUAGUUUUAACAACAGCAUCUCCCUGCAGGACGCCGAGUGGUACUGGGGAGACAUUUCCAGAGAGGAGGUGAAUGAGAAGCUGAGGGACACAGCUGACGGUACGUUCCUGGUUCGAGACGCCUCCACAAAGAUGCAUGGAGAUUACACCCUGACUCUGAGGAAAGGAGGCAACAACAAAUUGAUAAAGAUCUUCCAUCGGGAGGGAAAGUACGGCUUCUCCGACCCUCUGACCUUCAGCUCAGUGGUGGAGCUCAUCAACCAUUACCGCCACGAGUCCCUCGCCCAGUACAACCCCAAACUGGACGUCAAGCUGCUCUACCCCGUCUCCAAACACCAGCAGGACCAGGUGGUGAAGGAGGACAGCAUCGAAGCUGUGGGGAAGAAGCUCCACGAGUACCACCUGCAGUACCAGGAGAAGAACCGAGAGUACGACAGACUGUAUGAGGAGUACACCAGGACCUCUCAGGAGAUCCAGAUGAAGAGGACGGCCAUCGAGGCGUUCAACGAGACCAUCAAGAUCUUCGAGGAGCAGUGUCAGACUCAGGAGCGCUUCAGCAAAGAGUACAUUGAGAAGUUUCGUCGAGAGGGCAACGAGAAGGAGAUCCAGAGGAUCAUGGAGAACUACGACAAGCUGAAGUCUCGGAUCAGCGAGAUCGUGGACAGCAAGCGCCACCUGGAGGUCGACCUGAAGAAACAGGCGGCCGACUACAGAGAGAUCGACAAGAAGAUGAACAGCAUCAAACCAGACCUGAUCCAGCUCCGUAAGACCAGGGACCAGUACCUCAUGUGGUUGACUCAGAAGGGAGUUCGUCAGAGGAAACUGAACGAGUGGCUCGGCCUGAAGAACGAAACCACAGAGGAUGAGUACAGCAUGGUGGAGGAUGAGGAGGACCUUCCUCACCAUGACGAGCGUCUGUGGCGUCUGGGAAACAUCAACCGCAACCAGGCCGAGUCCCUGCUCCGCGGGAAGAGAGACGGGACCUUUCUGGUCCGGGACAGCAGCAAGCCGGGCUGCUACGCCUGCUCCGUGGUUGUGGACGGAGAGGUGAAACACUGCGUCAUCAACAAGACGAGCACCGGGUUCGGUUUCGCGGAGCCUUACAACCUGUACGGCUCUCUGAAGGAGCUGGUGCUUCACUACCAGCACACAUCGCUGGUCCAACACAACGACUCGCUCAACGUCACGCUGGCCUUCCCCGUCUACAGCCAGCAGAGACGGUGACCCGCCUCCUGAUCCACACUGGCACCGUGGACCAGCAGGAGACCUCGUUUACACACUCGACCCCCCUCCCCAAGAACACAAGCCGGUUGGGCCACACGACACAUUCAAAGCUCUGUGAUUAGAUAGCACAAUAGUGACGUCCGGGACGGACAUCAGGAGUCUGUCUCAAAGACUAUAAACAGUCCUGGUGCUGCAGAUCACAAAGGUUAAAGUCCUUACAUGGAGCUCUUACUUCCUGUCAGCAGCUCCACCUGAUUUAAAAAAACUCUGCAGUGAAAAUAUAGUUCAGUUAUGCAACAUCAACAUACAUUGUGAUUUACUCUCAUCAGAGAUCAGAUACUCGAGGUCGGGAUCACACAGGAACCUUAUUGUUCAUUUUUCUGGCGGAUUUGAGCGUCGCUACAAUGAAAGAGCGUUUGGAGGGUUCUUAAAGGGUUAAAAAGGCAUUCUUCAUUUCAUCUGGAAAAUUAGAAAAGUGAAACAAAAAGAAUUCCUAAAUUCAGACUUUAAACAUUUUCUGCAGCUAGACUUGUUGUGCUGCUUACAGCGAGUUUAAUGUCCAUUUACUGUACGUGCUGUCAGAGCAUAACGAUAAACCACUCAGGUGCGACAAGAGAGGAUAACUGUAUGUCUAAUACCCAAUCAGGUUCACUUACCACUAACGUUUGAUAACCUAAUGAACAGGAAGGCUUCCUGUGUGAUCACGACUUCACUCUCCAUUUCCUGUCUGUGGCGAAACGAGGAACUGAACUGUCGCUUCCUUUCGGCUUGUGGAGGUCAGAACUGGUCUGGAGCUGAGUCGUCUCCAUUAAUCAUGAACUGCUGAUCCAGAACGCUUCAGCAGAACCCCAACUGGACCGGACUCUGAUGGUGUUCUUCCACCAAGAUAGCUCUGGUUCUUGAACCGGUUCUUGGACUCUUGGAACCUCGGUGCUAUCUCGUGAUCCACCAGUUUUGAGGGGAACCAUUGUAAUCAAGGAUGCAUCAUCAACGAAGGGCGCUGCACGACCACCUGUAGAAUACGACGCGCCCACUCCAGUUCCCGAGGUAAACCGGCUGUAUUUUGGUGCCAGCUAGGAACCAACUUUUCAGGUUCCAUGUUCAAUGUUCCCAACGGUUCAGAACUAGGUGCUUCAAACCGGAACAGAGCCGGUUCCCUGUUGGUGGGAAAGACCAAUGAGACUAAAACAAACUGAUGAUGAUGUCAAAGGCAAAACGGCGGACAAUCUAGAGAGACUUUUAUGCGAACACUGUGAGGGACUCCGAACGAGGUUUAACAUGAGGGCAAUUUUCAUAUCAGGAGAAAUAAACAACCUGCAUCAUCCAAAGACUCAACCCCCCCAGCACCGCCUCCCCUGGACCCUCCCAUCAGCAGCGUCCCGGUUCUUCAGGUCUGUCUCGUUUACCGCCCGAGAAUGUUUUCAUUUUGCUGAGCAGACGGACGACUCUGGUAUUCUUUUGCUUAAAACGUCCACAAAGAUUUUCUGGAUUAGAAACUGUGACAGACGAGAACUUUCUGGAUCUGCUCGAAGGAUUUUCAGCCGAGCUUCGUGGACUGAGCGCAGCCUGUAAACAAACGGAAAGUGAUGGAUUAUUUUUUCCCCCUUUUGGUGCAUUAAGAGAAACCAGGUACAGGAGAUGAAACGGUCUGUAUGGAUGUUGAGGGACUCCCAGGUAUUUCAUCUGUUGUCAUGGUAACCUCCUGGUGACUUUUUCCACUCCUGGAUCGGUUGCAACGUGUUUGGAAAUGUCCUGAAUUUUUCAAGCUCUUAUUUUACUUAUUUCGUAAAAGUCCAGUUUGUUUCCUUUCUGACGUUAAUCCAGCGAACACAAAGAGAAACCGCUAAUAUUUAGACGACAACGAGUCAGGAACUGUUCAUUGUUUAGGAGCUCCGAUUAAUAAAACGGUUGGUUUGAAUUCUUUUUUAUACUGCGAGAAACAUUUUGUCUCCAUUUUGUUUAAAUAAUCUCCAGAAUCAGCGGAAACCUGGAGGUGAAAAGACAAGUAUUCAUCCACAGACAUCUUUUAUUUCUCCAGUGAACUGUAAUUAAUAGCUGAUGUGUGUGUGUGUGUGUUUGUGUGUUUGUGUGUGUUAGACAUUCAUUACCUUCCUCACUUUGAGUCGCAUGUAGACAUUUUCAUAUUUGAGAUUUGUGCACUGACGAUUACAUUUAAGGCCUCUUUUUGUCAAAAUUUGAUCAAAUUAAAACAACGCAUCCUCUGAAUGCAGCUGCAACUAAAGAUUGUUUUCUUUGAUUAUCCCUCGAUUCUUUAAUUUAAUCACUUAGUUGAGGCAAAUUUCAGUCCCUCCAGGAAGUUGCGAGCACAACAGUUACAGAUUUAACCAAUCCCUGUGAAUUCUGCACAAUCUCGUCCAAUCACCACAACUUUUCUGACUGAUCCUUGUAGUUGUUGUAGCAAAUUGAGAUUGAGAAUAGAUUUGAUUUUUAUUCUCACUAUUUUUGCAAGUUUCACUUCACUCAUUUCAGUUUUCAUUGCAAAAUAAUCCCUAAAAACAUUGCAACAUUAAACACAAUUUUUGCAGCCUGUGAGAUCCUGAGGGACUUCUUCUCAAGUUUUUUUUUAUCCAAACUACAGUCCAAAAGAUAUUCAGUAGAACCACAACAGGCAAUGAUUUUUCGUUAUCAGUAAUUCUAAUUCUAGUAAGUCAAUUAGUUUCUUGUCAAAAAUGAUAUCAGACUGCUUGUUGUGUUCGAACGUGACUCCAAAACUCAAAACAUAUUGAGUUCACGUCAAAAGAAAAGCUGCAAAUUUUCUGAAAAAUCCCUUAAAGAUGAAUCGAAUUACUUCAGCUCUUUGUUUGACAACGUACCAAGUUUGUUUGUAUUUUGAGCCAUUUUUUAGAAGAAAUUACAAGUGUAAUUAUGAUGAAUUUUCUCUUUCAACUACAGUAACAGUAAAACGUUAUAUUUUAUGGAUGCAGGAAAGACCAACUAUAUUUGACAUGUAAUGAAUUUUGAUCUGUAAAUAAUUACAUAAAAUGUUUGGAAAGAACAAUGGAAAUACAAUUAUUCCCAACAAAAACAACACAAACAAACAAUAUUAAUGAAAAGAGUGAAUGAAAUAAAUGUUUAAUUUAUGUAAAAAACAAUAAAAAAAUGGGCCUGAUACUGAGCCCUGAGGAACUCCUCCAUUUAGAACCGACUGAUUUAUGUUUCUCUUCAGUUUGUUCUUGGUUUCAUUCUCGGUUUUAAAUGAUAAUUAGUGCAAAAGUCUCAAAUAUCGGAACUGAUCUGCUUGUAUGUAACAAACUGAGGUCGACUCAUUGCAGGUUUAAAAAUCAUUCCAUGGUUAUUAAACUGGAUUCUUAGGAUGUUUGAGCUUAUUCGUCUUUGUUUUUUCUUACAAACUGACAAGAGAAUUUAUUUUCUGAAUUACUUUCUGGCCUGAAAGUAAAAGUACAUUCUGAGUAAACUCCUGUCAAGAUACAGUUUUUGCAUGGUUGCAUUCUUUUUAAUAUGAUGUUGGAUUAAUUUCAGGCAGUUUUUGAAAUGUAAUGGUUUUGCUUUCAUGAUGCAGCAUCUGUGGCUCAUAAAUAUUUAUUUUGAUUAAACAUAUUUCCAUUUUCUGACCGUAUUUACCCAGUGUGGAUGAAAAUGAUGAUUAAGAGAAACGGUGGCAUUGUUUUGGUUUCUCCAGCUAUUAUUUGUUUCAGUGUAUACUGUUUUCAGAUGAUGGGACAUAUUUCCAGGUAGUUUUAGCCCAUACGGCCUAAAACUUCAAAGUCAGACUAAACCACCAACUGCUCGUGCUGUUUCUGCUGAACACAACAAUGUCAAUAUUCACCUCAUUAUAUUUUCAGAAGCAAGUCAGAACACUGGUGAGUAAAUCUGUUUGAUGUUCAUCCUCAUUCCAUAAAAUACAUAAACAGUAUUUUCUGUAUCAGAAAUCAUCAUCUUUUGUUUUUUAUUCCUUCUCUCUUUGCUUCUCACUCAUGUUAAUGUCAGAAUUGAGCAAAAUAAAGCACCAGGAUCUUGAAA